AUGUCAAUUGACCAGUCAAUUGACCGGUCAGAAUGUGGUCAAUUGACCAGUCAAUUGACCGAUGAUGUUUCUAUGCAAGUAAAUAAAAGUGAGAAAACAAAUAACAAUAACUCAAGCACUUUAAUUGAAAAAGAAUUGUACGAAGAACACAAAUUAAAUAAAAUGAAACAAAGUUCGGUAUCAACUUAUAUCGACCGUAUGAAUCAGAAUGAACAAACCAAUUUAACUUAUUUAUUUGCAAAGGCAGUCUAUGCCAGUAAUAUUCCAUUUCAAAUUGUUGAUAGUCCUUAUUUAAAAAGUUUUUUUGAUGCAUUAAGGCCCACAUUUAAAUUACCUAGUCGUAAGCAGUUGGCUGGAAAACUUUUGGAUAAUGCUUGUACUGAAACCAGUAAUCAUAUAUCAUCAUGCAUUAAAAACGCAAAAUGUAUUGCAAUAGUUUCUGAUGGGUGGAGCAAUCAAAGAAAUGAAGGUAUCAUAAACUAUAUGCUUACUACACCUCAACCUUUGUUCUACAAAUUUGUAGCAUGUGAAGAAAAUAGACACACCAGUGACUAUAUUGCAAUUGAAUUUUGUACUGUCAUUGAAGAAAUUGGACCAGAAAAAGUCUAUGGAAUAACUACUGAUAACGCAGCAAAUAUGAGGGCUGCAUGGACAAUUGUUAAGGAAAAAUAUCCUCAUAUCCAAACAUACAGUUGUGCCUCUCAUUCUAUGCAAUUGUUUGCCAUGGAUGUUGAAAAACAAAAAAAAUAUGCUACUCAUUUAAUCCAAGUUAAGAAAAUAGUACAGUUUUUCAAAAACCGUCAUGUCGCUGCUCAUAUUUUUAGUAAGUAUCGCGAACAGUAUGGGAUUACUUCAACUCUAUCAACAUCUGUAGCUACACGUUGGGCUUCUAGUAUUAAAUCAAUUCAGCAGUUACAGAUAAACAAAAAAGCUCUUAAAUCAAGUGUUGUUGAUGAAGAAAUUGCCUCUUCUAUACCAUCAAAUCAACAAAAUUUGUUUAAGCAAAUAGUAAAAUGGGUUCUGGAUGAAGAAGUAUUUUGGUUAAAAAAUCAACAUUUUAUAAAUUUGUUUUCACCAGUCUCCAAUUCAAUUACCAAAAUGGAGUCUGAUUCUUGUGAACUAUCAGAAGUUUAUAAUGAGUUUAUGAAAGUAAAAAAACAUGUUGAGGAAAAUAAUUCAUCUUCUUUAAGUCUAAGUCAAAAUGAAAAAUCCAUAGUUGAAUUAAUUGAGCACCGUAUAAAUAAGGUAAUUACACCUACACAUCAUGCAUGCUAUUUACUUGAUCCAAGACACCAAGGAGAGAAUUUAAAAUCUGAAGAAGAAGACAAUGCUAUUGAUUUAAUUAAGUUGAUCUGGAAACAUUUAAAUAAUGUAGACAUGGAGCUUAAUAGUGAACAAGAAACUGAUGUUGCUGAAGUACUGCUAACAUUACCAAGCUCUACAGCGUGUGCUGAACGUAAUUGGUCUGUUUGGGGAAAUAUCCAUUCAAAAAACCGUAAUAAACUUAAAACAUCUACAACUGGAAAAUUAGCAUCUGUUUACCAUAACCUUAGAUUGCUGAAAAAUAUGGAAAUAGAUACAGAGGACCCAGUUUUCAUUUCUAAUGAAAUUGAAGACAAUGUUAGUGAGAACAUUGAGAUUGAUGUGCAAAUUGAUAGUACCUAA
Molecule: messenger RNA, 1665 nt
Organism: Myzus persicae (green peach aphid)
Lineage: Eukaryota; Metazoa; Arthropoda; Insecta; Hemiptera; Aphididae
Exons: 3
Coding region: 1-1665 (554 amino acids)
Molecular function (GO): protein dimerization activity
Source: RefSeq, a predicted model, not a curated record